This is a messenger RNA of Cavia porcellus (domestic guinea pig), 1728 nucleotides long. It is a transcript of the gene Qpct, whose product is annotated as glutaminyl-peptide cyclotransferase. Bases 143 to 1195 code for a protein of 350 amino acids. The record is from RefSeq and is a predicted model, not a curated record. The transcript is spliced from 7 exons. Lineage: Eukaryota; Metazoa; Chordata; Mammalia; Rodentia; Caviidae. Gene Ontology annotation, molecular function: zinc ion binding; glutaminyl-peptide cyclotransferase activity.
GCUGCUCGGCCUGCGCGCAGGCGAGGCUUGACCGCGGAGCUGGGGAGGGAGGCGGGCGCAGCCGACCCGGGGUGGAGAAGGGGCCGGAGACGGGCGCGCGCUCCCGGGCUCGUGCCCGCUGCGGCCCCGGGAGCUGGCAGAGAUGGCAGGCGCUGCGGGCACCCUCCACCUGCUGCUCCUGGCGGCCUGGGGCGUGAGUCGGGGUGCCGCUUCCUGGACGGAGGAGAAGAAUCAUCACCAACCCGCCAUUCUGAAUUCCUCUUCUCUUCGGCAAGUUGUAGAAAGCACCCGUAUUCUGGAAAUGUGGCAAAAUGACCUACGACCGUUACUGAUAGAGCGAUAUCCAGGAUCCCCUGGAAGCUAUGCUGCCCGUCAGCACAUCAUGCAGCGAAUUCAGAGACUUCAGGCUGACUGGGUCUUGGAAGUAGACACUUUCUUGAGCAGGACACCCUAUGGGUACCGAUCUUUUUCAAAUAUCAUCAGUACCCUUAACCCCACUGCCAAACGACACUUGGUCCUCGCCUGCCACUAUGACUCCAAAUAUUUUCCUCACUGGAACAACAGGAUGUUUGUGGGAGCCACUGACUCAGCUGUGCCGUGUGCCAUGAUGUUGGAACUUGCUCGUGCUUUAGACCAGCAACUCCUCUCCUUGAAGAAUAUAUCAGAUCGCAGGCCAGAUUUGUCACUCAAGCUAAUUUUCUUUGAUGGGGAAGAGGCAUUGUUUCACUGGUCUCCUCAAGAUUCUCUGUACGGGUCUCGACACUUAGCCUUGAAAAUGGCAUCAACUCCGCACCCACCUGGAGCAAGAGGCACCAAUCAACUUCACGGCAUGGAUUUACUGGUCUUGUUGGAUUUACUUGGAGCUCCAAAUCCAACAUUUCCAAAUUUUUUUCCAAACACUGCCAGAUGGUUUAAUAGACUUCAGGCAAUUGAACAUGAACUCCAUGAAUUGGGUUUUCUCAAGGAUCACUCUUUGGAGAGGAAAUAUUUCCAGGAUUUUGGUUCUGGAGGCAUUAUUCAGGAUGACCAUAUUCCAUUUUUAAGAAAAGGUGUUCCAGUUCUGCAUUUGAUACCAUCUCCUUUCCCUGAAGUCUGGCACACCAUGGAUGAUGAUGAAGAAAAUUUGGAUGAGUCGACUAUUGACAAUCUAAACAAAAUCCUACAAGUGUUUGUAUUGGAAUAUCUUCAUUUGUAAUAUUCUGAUGUGAUUCCUGGUUAUUGCUUCUGUAUCAAAUUCAAAAGUCAGAGUAUCAUUUAAAAUAAUCUGAUUCCAGAUAAAUGUUGUGUGGAAACUUCUAUAAAAUUUCUCUGUGGGUGUCUUUGAAUAUGUGAUCAAUGAAUCAUAGAAUUAUGUUAUGUUUUCAAUUGCUUUUAAUUCUUAUCUAGAGAUAAAAAGGGACAUGUAAAGAAAAUAGAAAAAAACAUCUUUUAAGAAUUCAUUUAGAUAAAGACUACAAAAUGAAGUCAGAUUCAUUUAUUCAAUAUCAUAGAUUUUCAAACAAUACUAAAAAUGUUGAUGGUGUGCAAUAUAUCCCCUUAAUUUUAUGAUUUUUUCAUAUUUAGGAGUCUAUUGUACAAUAUGAAAUGGAGAUGUACUUUAAAGGCUUUCAGCCCUCUUUGAGAAAUCUUUGUAGGGUUAAUUUUAUGGAUAUUAAAAUCAGAAUUAAAUGCCAUGUUGUGAAUUUCUUUUCUAAUACAUACAUAAAUAAAAAAAUAUUUAAUGCCUAA